GGCUGCCGGGAACGGGGCGGAGCGCGGCCGCGCCGGCGCGUCGAGGGGGAGAGGCAGCCGCCGCGAUGGACGUGUUCCUCAUGAUCCGGCGCCACAAGACCACCAUCUUCACGGACGCCAAGGAGUCGAGCACCGUGUUCGAGCUGAAGCGCAUCGUCGAGGGUAUCCUCAAGCGGCCGCCGGAUGAGCAGCGGCUGUACAAGGACGACCAGCUUCUGGACGACGGCAAGACGUUGGGCGAGUGUGGCUUCACCAGUCAGACAGCACGGCCUCAGGCCCCCGCCACUGUGGGGCUAGCCUUCAGGGCAGAUGAGGCAUUCGAGGCCCUGCGCAUCGAGCCCUUUUCCAGCCCACCUGAGCUGCCAGAUGUGAUGAAGCCACAGGACUCAGGAAGCAGCGCCAACGAACAGGCUGUGCAGUGAGAGGUCUCCCCACCUGUCCCCUCUCAAUAAAAGAUUUGGGUGUCCA
This is a messenger RNA of Dama dama (fallow deer), 468 nucleotides long. RefSeq names its product elongin B (gene ELOB). Gene Ontology annotation, biological process: transcription elongation by RNA polymerase II. The record is from RefSeq and is a predicted model, not a curated record. Lineage: Eukaryota; Metazoa; Chordata; Mammalia; Artiodactyla; Cervidae. The transcript is spliced from 4 exons. Gene Ontology annotation, cellular component: elongin complex; VCB complex. The coding region runs from base 66 to 422 and encodes 118 amino acids. Gene Ontology annotation, molecular function: protein binding.